Molecule: messenger RNA, 1029 nt
Organism: Fraxinus pennsylvanica
Lineage: Eukaryota; Viridiplantae; Streptophyta; Magnoliopsida; Lamiales; Oleaceae
Source: the annotation of a GenBank genome assembly
AUGAUUUAUGUAGGUGGAGUUCCAUUUGCAACUGAUGAAUCAUCCCAGGGCACCCAUAUGUUGAUUUCUUUGAUGGAGCAUCCCAUUUUGGUAUCAGCCUCAAGCUCAUUUAAAUUUCUUCCAGAGAGAAAGUUCUCAGUUUCUGAACCCUCUGGUUCAGAAGCAUCAAGAAAUAGUAAAUGGGUCUACAUUUUCCAAAGGGAAUUUGCAACAGUUGACCCUGCACUCAUUGAUUUUGUUGGUACUGAUGAGGCAACAACCUGUGUGGGCCUUGUAAUCCGUAACCAAAAACAUGGAAUGGUUUCUGUUGCUCAUAUGGAUACUCCAAGUGUUGUUGAUAUUGGCCUCAGUCAGAUGUUGUCUUUGGUUGCAGAUCAUGAUCCUGAUACCGUGCUGGAUGUGCAUCUAAUAGGCGGAUAUGAUGAUACCUCGUCUAAAAAUGAAUAUCUUGCUAACAAAAGUAGUGCCAAAUUGGAUGGAUAUUCACAUACUUUGUGUGCCAAGAUAAUUGAAACCCUGAGGAAUAGGAAUGAAAAAUUUCAGAUUCAAACUCUCCAUGUUCUUCAGCAUAACACCAGAUGGGAUCCUGACGGAACUGCACUGCCCAUCUUUAGUGGAUUUGUGGUGGACACGUCGACUGGGUCAAUUAUACCAGCCAGCUUUGAUAGAACAUCAAGAUGCCCAGAUGAAGUGGUUCGAAGAAUUCGAGUGACUGCGUGCUAUGAUGAUCCCAAAUGGGAUGGCAGGUUGCUUGAGGCAUAUGACACCAAGACCGACCAAUUUGUCAUUGCUCCAUGCACUUGGAGCUCACACCAAUUAUACUUAGCAAUGGCAAUUCAAGAACUCUCCGAUGCAGAAAUCCUCCUUAGAUGUUCAACUUCACCUUCUGCUGAGAGCCCAGAUUUUGUGGAGAAUGAAAGAAGGCAGUGUGACUACUUGAUUCAUCAUCCACUUUGGAGAGAAACAUUUCCUCAUAAGCAGCCUCGCACAUUUCAGAGGAUUGAAGAUGGAAGUUGGGUGAAAUGCUAA